Molecule: messenger RNA, 3129 nt
Organism: Cyprinodon tularosa
Lineage: Eukaryota; Metazoa; Chordata; Actinopteri; Cyprinodontiformes; Cyprinodontidae
Product: RNA-binding motif, single-stranded-interacting protein 3-like
Exons: 14
Coding region: 1156-2421 (421 amino acids)
Cellular component (GO): nucleus; cytosol; ribonucleoprotein complex
Molecular function (GO): poly(U) RNA binding; mRNA 3'-UTR binding; poly(A) binding
Source: RefSeq, a predicted model, not a curated record
CUCUAUGCCUCCGCACACAGAGCGGAGCAGACGCCAGCAGACACACAAACACGCUCCCUCUCAGUUACAUCCACAGUCACACACAUACAGCACCACCGCCGCUGCCUCCACCAGCACUACUCACACACUCAGACACAGUGACGGCUGCCAGGCUCAGUGGGAAGCAAACCGUCAGGGAAAGAGCCUGAGAAGAAAGAGAAGAUCGCCGAGAAGAAGAGAGAAAAGAGUUGGAGGGGCACCUUGUGAAUCAGAGGGGAUUUUCCUUUUUUGUGAGAGUGCGUCUGGAUAUCAGCCUUUCACCAAGGAUUUUUUCCCCCUCUUUGCUCAUCCUCCCUGCAAGACUCCAGCGAUAUCUACCUAUCUAUCCUUGGAGCUUAACAAAAGAGGGAGGGAGUGAGGGAAAAAAAACAGUCACAGCUUCAGAUCCAGACCACCCUCUCCUCUCCUCCUCCUGUUCUCUCUCUCCGGUUCAACAUCCAUGUGCAAGUUCAUCGCUGAUUCCUGUGUCUUGAGGAUAGACCAAGAAGGACGCCGUGUGUUCUUCAGGAUACAGCUGGGCUCCCGUUGGGAUCAGACUUCUCCUUUGAUUUAAGAGGGGAAAAGGACUGGAUAAAACAGAACAACAGACAGAACAAGAGAAAGAGAGACAUUGGAGGAAAAAAUUGAAAGGCAUGUUCAGGGCACCGGAGAAGAGGAGUGAUUCUAAUUUCUAAAUCACAUAGUGUCAAAAAGAGGCAAGCAGAGCGCAACCAUUAAUUCCACAUCCCCCUCUUCCCGCUCCUUUUACCCCCUUUUAGUCCUAAGCUUUAGUUUUCCCUUUUUUUUCUUUCUUUGACCACUAUCCUUCUGAAUUUUGCUUUUCUAACCCCACACAUCUGUCUCCCUAAAUUAUCCUUUUCUGCUACCCUGGCUUUACGCAAUCCAAACCCCCCAAAAGACAGUUCCUUGCAAGAUCCGGUCAGACUGAAAUCCCAUGCACAGUCCAUCCUCCUGUCCAUCCCGUAUGCUUUGCAUCUAAAACGCUAACAGCAAGAAAAAAAAUCCACUCUCCGAACACCCCCCCUAAAGGAUCCAGGCCAGUGGUUGGAAGUGACCAUACCGAACCUGUGAGCUACUAUCUCCAUCCUUCAGCACCUUCAGUUGGAUUCUAUCUACAUGGGAAAACGUUUGGAGCAGCAGCCAAUGUACCCCCACUACACCUACUACUACCCCCACUAUCUCCAGACGAAGCAGUCCUAUGCUCCUCCUCCUCAGCCGAUGGCUCCACCCAGUCCGGGCACAACAGGAGGAGGUGGUGGUCAUGGAGGAGGGCUAAUGGAGCAACUUAGUAAGACCAACCUGUACAUCAGGGGUCUACCACCAGCCACCACAGACCAGGACCUUAUCAAACUCUGUCAGCCAUAUGGGAAGAUUGUAUCAACAAAGGCCAUCUUGGACAAAAACACUAACCAGUGCAAAGGCUAUGGCUUUGUGGAUUUUGACAGCCCUGCAGCAGCCCAGAAGGCUGUGGCCUCGCUUAAAGCAAGUGGAGUCCAGGCACAGAUGGCGAAGCAACAGGAGCAGGACCCCACGAACCUCUACAUAUCUAACUUGCCCGUGUCGAUGGAUGAGCAGGAGCUGGAAAACAUGCUAAAGCCCUUUGGCCAUGUUAUUUCCACCCGAAUACUAAGGGAUGCCAAUGGUUUGAGCAGAGGAGUUGGCUUUGCCAGAAUGGAGUCGACAGAGAAGUGUGAUGUGGUGAUUCAAAAUUUCAAUGGAAAAUUUUUGAAAACCCCUCCAGGCAUGACAGCUCCUGCAGAGCCUUUGUUGUGCAAGUUUGCGGAUGGAGGCCAGAAGAAGAGGCAGAGCCAGGUUAAAUAUCCCCAGAAUGGUCGACCAUGGACAAGAGAGGGAGAGAGUGGUAUGGCGUUAACCUACGACCCAACGGCAAUGCAGAAUGGAUUCUACCCUUCACCCUAUAGCAUCUCGACCAAUCGGAUGAUUGCACAAACAUCAAUCACGCCCUUCAUUGCUGCUUCCCCUGUCUCCACAUAUCAGGUCCAGAGUACAUCAUGGAUGCCACAUCAACAAUAUGUUAUGCAACCUACAGGUGCUGUGAUAACCCCAGCCACGGCCAUAGAGCCCAGCUUGUCUCUUCACCCAUCCAGUGUCAUGGCUCCUCUCACCCAGCAGAUGAACCACCUCUCUCUGGGCCCAACAGGCGCUUACAUCUCUGCUGCAGCGGCUGCUCCUAUGCAAGGAACCUACAUUCCCCAGUACACUGCAGUGCCUGCCUCUGCCAUUACAGUGGAUGGUGUGGUGACAGACCCAUCUCCACAGACAACUGCCCCCUCCUCACAGGACACCAGUGGGCAGCAGCCUUUAUCAGUGGAGAGCUCAGCAGAUCAUGCCACAGCCUACUCCUACCAGCAGACAAAGUAAUGAACUUGGUAGAAAUCAUUGCUGCAUUGCCUUUAGAGGGACUGCAUGGCGGAGAUGGAGACAGAAAAAGAAUCAAAUUACAACAGAGGACAAAAACACAGCAGUGAUUUGGACGUCACGGACAGGAAAAAUACUUCCACUCUUCACAGGAACCAAAUAAAUGCUGAACAAAGCUAAUUAUCCUUCAUAGCUGUUUGAACCAAGACAAAGACAGCUAGAAAAAAAACAAAGAAUGUUUGUUGAACUACAAGACAAUGAAAUCAAUCCCAGUCAAAGACUGAUUGAUUAUUUCACAUUUUGAGACUGUUUUUUUCCCCUCUGGAGGAAUUAAAAUAUAAAUAUAUAUAUAUAAAAGACUUAAAUCAGAACUCAUCCAACUGUACAGAAAAAAAGAAGAUUUCAUUUGAAUGUGCAGGUAGAAUUUUUGACUUUUUUAUCAAAAAAAUAAAGGAAGCAAUGUCUAGAAGAAAACACACUGUCUUCCUCUGAAAUGAAGCUGUUCUUUUCAUUCUUUUAUUAUUUGAGUAGUUUUUUUUUGUUUGUUUUUUUUAGAAAAUCAAUGUUUUCUUAAAUUCUUAUUGCCUUAAUUUUCUCAGACUUUGGGGAAAAAAAGACUGCAUAGUGUUACAUUCUUAAAAAAUGAUUUGAGGUGUUGUGGGAGCCUCAGAGAGGAGAGCAAAACUAUCUGUACAGGUUUAAAAAAAAUAA